Messenger RNA from Ooceraea biroi (clonal raider ant), 2613 nucleotides. RefSeq names its product flavin-containing monooxygenase FMO GS-OX4. The record is from RefSeq and is a predicted model, not a curated record. Gene Ontology annotation, molecular function: flavin adenine dinucleotide binding; N,N-dimethylaniline monooxygenase activity; NADP binding. Lineage: Eukaryota; Metazoa; Arthropoda; Insecta; Hymenoptera; Formicidae.
AAAGUAUGAAAUUAUGGAAAAUUUCUAAUCAGUUGAGUCAUCGUUCAAAUUUUGAAAUAUGUAGAAAAGAGUUUUUUAAUGGUAAGUAAUAAUGGAUGUUUUUAUCGAGCUAUAAUAUACUUAGACAACGACAAUCGGUUAUAUCAGUAUUCGUAAAUUAUCUUUGGAUCUGCUGAUUCCAUCUGCUACGACUCAGAACUUACCUACAGCUGCGAGUCUUUCGUAAUAUUUUAUCAAUCACGUAUGUACAUAUAGAUUGUACGUAAAGACGACAUACAAAAAAUAUCUGAGAAACAUAUAAAUUUGCUUGAACAAAUUAAACAAGCAGAAAUGUUUAAAGCGUUUAAUAUAUAUAAUACAUGUCAAAAUAAAAUUUGACCAGGUAUGAGCUAACAACUUUAAUAAUUUAUUUAAAAAUUUCUACAAUAAAGUCUCAACGAUCAGACAAAUAAAUUUUCUGCUGAAAGUACAAAAACUCGGGAAAGAUUAUUAAAAAAUUUAUUGUGAAUAAUAUUGUUCGGUAAUGCAUUGUCUGACAUCGCGAGUGUAUGACUGUUGAUAAAUUCUUAUCGUAAGAGUAUCGAAAUCGCACAACGUGAUAUUAUGACACCCGUUUAUCUGUCGCGCUAUCAAACCACGAAGAUAGCAGACGAGUAGAUCUAAAAGUAUAAUAAAAACCACAUAUCAACUUGUGGUUUCUUAUUUUUUCCGUUUCGCGCGAAUUCGCGUAAAAUAUAAAAAGAGAAGGCAUCGCUGAAGAAUAGCACAAGUCCCAAAUCGCCGUCGCUCAAAAAUCAAAACUUUGCACCGACAUACUCGUAUCGAAUUUUGCAACAUUACAUUUUAAAAUCGCUAUUCCAUCUGUCUACCGUAAAGCAUAGAAAAAUAUUUAUUCGAAGAUUAUUAAAGUCCUGCUUUACCCGUGGUUGACCUUCCUUGUCGCGUAACGGGCCGUACAAAUCACUCGUCAGUAUCGCUUGUCCAUUAGAAACGUGCGCUGCACGACCGACGAGCCGUACAGCAGGUGCACCUCUUGCCCGGAAGCCAAGCGGGAGAUCGAAGAUCUCGAAUUAAUAAUCGUUUUGGUGGCACGCGAUCUCGACGAAAAUGGCGGAUCAAGAAAAGAAGAAGGUGUGCGUGAUUGGUGCUGGCGCAGCUGGUCUGUGUGCUGCCAGGCAUUUGGCGGCAAACGCAAAAUUCGAAGUGACCGUCUAUGAGCAAACGAACGAGGUAGGAGGCACAUGGGUGUACAAGGAGCAAGUUGGCCUCGAUGAAAAUGGCUUGCCGAUUCACUCCAGCAUGUAUAAAAAUAUGAGAACAAAUUUACCCGUGCAGAUUAUGAAUUUUCCGGAUUAUAUAAUGAUGCAUGCGCAACAGCCGAGUUGCUUGGGUCAUCAGGAGAUUUUGAACUAUCUUAAAGAUUACGCCACACAUUUCGACAUUAAUCGAUAUAUUCAAUUCGAGACGAAUGUUGAACACGUCAAAGUUGAAACAUCAAGCAAUGGUCAAGAUAUAUGGUUAGUGGAAGUGAAAAAAUUAAAAACCGGUGAAACGGAACUGGGAUAUUUCGAUGCGGUAAUGGUCUGCAAUGGACAUUACUUCGAACCUAACAUACCGAGCAUAGCCGGCAUAGAGACUUUCUCAGGUACGGUAUUGCACAGUCACUCCUACAGGAAACCGGACGUAUUUUCCGGAAAAACUGUGCUGGUGCUGGGUGCCGCUUCAUCUGGUACGGACAUUGCGUUAGAAUUAUCCAAUUACGCAACUCGCGUGUACGUAAGCUCCAAUUACAAAAAACGGGCGGGUCCUCUGCCAGAAAACCUGGAACAAGUCAUGGGUGUCGUGUGCGUACAUGAAAGUACGUUUUAUCUGCGGGAUGCGACCACCGUCGAGGCCGUCGACGCUUUCAUUUGCUGUACCGGUUACAAGUAUAGCUUCCCGUUCUUGGACGAGAACUGCGGUAUACACGUGGACGACAAUUACGUGUCACCGCUCUAUAAACAUCUCGUUAACAUCGAGCAUUCGACGAUGUGUAUUGUCGGCAUACCCACGAUUGUCCUGCCGUUUCCCAUGUUUCACAUGCAGGUGCAGUACUUUUUGGCUUUGCUGGAAGGACAUGCAGUGUUGCCCGUAAAGUCGGAGAUGCUGGAAGACUCCGCUUGUAAAACUCUCCGAAAGAAACACGCGCAUAAGUUAAUGGACAGCCAAUGGGAGUAUAACGAUUCAUUAGCGAUCGUUGCUGGAGUCGACCGCUUACCGCUAUUUUACAAACUUGGUUACACUGAGUGGGCACAACAGCGAGAUCGUAAUUUAUUACGCUACAAGGAUUCCAGAUUCGUUAUUUCCGACAACGGACAAAACGUCGAAGUGACCCUGCCGGAGUUAUAACGAUCAAUUUUGUGAUUUUUCACGAUGCUAAGCGACUGUCAAGUGCUUAGCACGAAUCAAGUUCAUAUUAUCAUACCGAGCGUUUGAUAGCGCAGUAUUUUAAUUAUAAACUAAAAUGUUUUGAUUAUUGAUUGACACAAGCAGACACAUAUAUUAUGUAUAACUGUUAUAUUAAUUUAAUUACAAUUAUAUUUUAAUGCAUAUCGUUUGCAACGAUGUGCUUAC